Olea europaea var. sylvestris is the source of this 803-nucleotide messenger RNA. Its product is annotated as probable calcium-binding protein CML18. Lineage: Eukaryota; Viridiplantae; Streptophyta; Magnoliopsida; Lamiales; Oleaceae. Bases 46 to 495 code for a protein of 149 amino acids. The record is from RefSeq and is a predicted model, not a curated record. Gene Ontology annotation, molecular function: calcium ion binding. The transcript has a single exon.
GCAACCCCUUCAGACGGGGAAAAAAAAAAAUAUUCACUCUUAACAAUGGAGAAAAACUCGAAAAGACCAGAGAUUUUGUUGACCGAGGCAGAAGAAGUUGAGAAGGUAUUCGAGAAAUUCGAUAUUAAUGGAGAUCACAAAAUCUCGUUACAAGAACUCGGCGAAAUUUUGAAGGCGCUCGGCUCGAAAACUGGAGAGGAGGAAUUGAAGCGCAUAAUGUCGGAAUUAGACACAGACGGCGAUGGUUCCAUUGAUAUUAACGAGUUUAAGGCGUUCUAUUGUGGCAGUGGCGACAAUAAGGAGUUGAAGGAUGCAUUUGAUUUGUACGACAAGGACAAGAAUGGGAAAAUCUCGGCGAGUGAGUUGUACUCGGUACUAGAGGGCCUGGGUGAGAAGUGUAGCCUCAAGGACUGCCGACGAAUGAUCAGCACCGUCGAUGUUGACGGCGACGGCUGCGUUAACUUCGAAGAAUUCAAAAAGAUGAUGAGUGGGUAGGCCUUCGUCAUAGCACGUGACUCUUACUAUUUCUGAAUUCUAACUUUACUUCUCCGUUCUAUUGCAAUUUAAAAGUAACUUUUAGAUAGUGGUUUCAGGUGAAUAUGAAUAUUCACAAUCACACUUUGAUCUUCUUUCCUUAUUAUCCUGUUCUAUUUUGACUGGUUAUGGAAAGAAAAUUGUGAAUUACUGCUAAAUUUUUGUUAUAUCUGCAAAUAGUUUAGGUCAAUCCAUUAAUAAGUGUUAGCAGUAAAACUAGUGGUGGAACUAUUGCGAUUUGAUUUCAAUGAACUAAAUUUAGUUGAUCA